Molecule: messenger RNA, 1575 nt
Organism: Kuraishia capsulata CBS 1993
Lineage: Eukaryota; Fungi; Ascomycota; Pichiomycetes; Pichiales; Pichiaceae
Exons: 1
Coding region: 1-1575 (524 amino acids)
Biological process (GO): protein N-linked glycosylation
Cellular component (GO): Golgi membrane
Molecular function (GO): glycosyltransferase activity
Source: RefSeq, a predicted model, not a curated record
AUGCCGGACAUAAUUUCCUUCUCGUUUGCGUCAGAUUUUGACAUGAAACAAGGCAAAGGGUCGAAGCCUCUGAGAACAAGACUCAAUACAGCUUUCAGAUACUACAAGAGCAGGCUGGUUGCGGGCGAUAUAAGGGCCCUCUCUCAGCUUGUAGUAAUAGUGGUUGUAUUCAUUUUAUUGUUCUGGGGGUUGGCUGCGAAGCAGAGCCCUUCGUCUGGGAAGGUGAAGAAGACGGUCAGGAGAAACUUUUUCGAUACAGCCAACAGCCAAUAUCAUCAAGUCUUGAAUGAUCAGAUCAAACCAAAUACCGAGUCUGUAGCAGGUUUUGGUUUUGGGAUGGCGGAUUAUAGGAAAUUGCAUAAGAAGCCCGGUACACCUCCUACCCCUGAGGUUCCAGGUGUGUAUUGUGAGUUGGAGCAGGAUUCGGUUGAUCUUGCUAAGAGGUCAUCAUCGGCGUUUCCCUCGCUGAAUAUGGGCAAAGAAAGGAAGGUUUACAUCAUAUUGGGAAAAAAUUAUGAAACCGGGAUCAAAAACUCAAAGUCCAAGGAGUCCUGGAUCAUCGAGAAGUUCUCCAUCAUAAACAAAAAGCACUAUGCCGAGAAGCAUGGGUACGAACUCACGAUAACCAGCAGCAUGUACGACAAAGACGGUAAGUCGCUGAAGAAUCAUGCUUUGCACCAGAAGAAGUAUCAGCAUGAAUUCAGGGAAGGCUGGGAGAAAUUUGAUCUGUUGAGAAAGGUGAUGAGGGUCUACAGUGACCAGCCUGAAGAUACGAGCGACUCUGGAAUCGAGGAAUGGUAUUGGUACGUUGACAUGUACACGUUGAUCAUGGAGCCUCAAGUGUCACUUGACGAUCUUAUUUUCAACCAAUUGGACUUAAUGUACAGAAACAUGGAGUACUUCAACCCCAACAACCUUCUGGUUGAUGAAGAGCCAUCCUCCCACAGCUUACGAUAUGAACCCAAAAACGAUGAGGAUGCUCACUCGAUUGACCUCAUUCUGACCCAGGAUUGCGGUGGUAUCAAUUUGAACUCUUUUCUGAUUAAAAAGUCGCAGUGGUCGAAUCUUUUGCUCGAUCUUCUGUGGGAUCCCGUCUUCUACAAACAGAUGCAUGUCAAGUGGAUCAACAGUGGCCACCGUAAGAAGUAUGGCUUCAGCUUAAACAGCAACGAAUACAACAGCAAUGGAUACAACAACGACGAGGAGGAGAAGAACUGUCUAGAAUACUUUUACACCACACAGACGUGGUUCAGGUCCAAGAUCGGCUUCAUGCCUAUCAGAGCAUUCAACUCGCUCUCCGAAGACUUUUGCAUGGACAUCGACGAUGAUGAAGAGUUGGAAGCACUCAUGAAAGCUUCCGGGCAGUCAUCACAGUUAGGCGAGCAGGGCAAAUCAUCCAAGCUCACCACACAGUAUUUGAACAACAAGAAGAAUUUCCACUAUAACGAGACAGACCGCGAUUUCCUGAUCAACUUCAUGAACUGUGAGAAGCAUCAAAGCUGCUGGGACAGAUUUCAGCAGUUCAGCACCAUUUACGAAGAUCUACAUAAGAGUUGGUACCACAGACUGUUCUGA